Messenger RNA from Sabethes cyaneus, 2972 nucleotides. Its product is annotated as ceramide phosphoethanolamine synthase-like. The transcript has 5 exons. Bases 132 to 1805 code for a protein of 557 amino acids. Gene Ontology annotation, biological process: ceramide biosynthetic process. The record is from RefSeq and is a predicted model, not a curated record. NCBI's taxonomy places the organism in Eukaryota, Metazoa, Arthropoda, Insecta, Diptera, Culicidae. Gene Ontology annotation, molecular function: sphingomyelin synthase activity; ceramide cholinephosphotransferase activity. Gene Ontology annotation, cellular component: Golgi membrane; endoplasmic reticulum membrane.
AAAGACUAUUUUAUGAUAGGGUGACAGAAGCAUUACAUGCAUACUGUAUGUUAAAAAGUGUUAAGUGUUAAUAACAAGGAAUGAUUCCAGCGCUUUCGUUUAACAAGACUUAGUGUAACAGUGCUUUGCUAAUGCCGCUUAAGUAUGAAAAUAACUUGCACAAUUUAUUGAAGAAAAAUUCCGGAAUUCGCAGUGCAACGAAUAUCGGAACAAUGACGACAAACGAACAGAGUGUCAUUAAUUGGACAAGAGAAAAUGUGGCGGAAUGGGCCCGAAAAGAGUGUCUCAAUCGGAAGAUCAUCGAAUGCAUUGUAAAAGAAGAUAUCGAUGGAAAGUGUCUGCUGACGUUGUGCGAAAAUGAUAUUAAAAGUCUGCGAGAGAAGUAUGCGUAUGCACUGACUUUAGGUGAUAUGAAGCGAUUUUGGUUCUCGGUGCGCCUAGUUCAGAAACAAAAUAUUACAACACUGGCAUAUUUAGGUAUACUUCCGGGUGGUGGCAGUGAUGCAUUGGGUGCCCCCAAUAGUCACCAUCACUCAUUGCUGUCCAGCAUGGGUACUAGUUACGCUUCAGCAGAUAUCAACUUUAGUGAGAUAGAACGCAUCUCACCGCCAAUGUCUAUUGAUGGGAGAGCGACCUGCAUACAACCAGAGUUUUUCAAAACAAUGAUAAGCUUAGGAUACGCUUUUUUAGUUACUUGGAUAACUGCGUUUGUAAUGGUGGUAGUACACGAGCGGGUGCCAGACAUGAAGAAAUAUCCUCCAUUACCGGAUAUUUUUCUCGAUAACGUUCCGCACAUACCAUGGGCUUUUCAAAUGUGUGAAGUUACCGGCACGUUGCUGUUCUGUAUAUGGGCUUGCGUGCUAACAAUACAUAAGCAUCGAACAGUGUUGCUCCGCCGGUUCUUCGCCUUAGCGGGAACAGUAUUUUUACUGCGUUGUGUAACUAUGUUGAUUACGUCACUGAGCGUUCCAGGAACUCAUUUAGAAUGCACUCCUCAUGAUCAUAAGUUUGAUGACAGCUCGAGUGUGAAAAUUACUGAAAUGAUCUACUUGCGGAUAAGCCGGGCGUACACAAUCUGGAGCGGGCUAGGAAUGUCGAUUCAGGGCGUACGGACGUGUGGCGACUACAUGUUUAGCGGUCAUACGGUUGCCUUAACAUUGCUGAAUUUUUUCAUCACCGAAUAUACUCCGCGAAAUCUGUACUUUCUUCAUACAUUGACUUGGUUACUCAACAUGUUUGGUAUAUUUUUUAUCUUGGCCGCUCAUGAGCACUAUUCCAUCGAUGUAUUUGUUGCUUUUUACAUAACGUCUAGGUUGUUUCUGUACUAUCAUACCUUGGCCAAUAAUCAGGCUCUAAUGUCCCACGAUUCGAACCGCACGCGUAUUUGGUUUCCUAUGUUCAGCUACUUCGAGAGCUCUGUGGACGGUAUUAUUCCAAACGAGUUCGACACUACUGCCGAGAUAUUUUACAAGCUGUUCGAGUGUGUGUUGAACUUAAAAGACGCUUGUAUGCUAACGGUUCGGCGAUUUUGGAUAGCUCAUGGAAAUAUUGAUGUUUUGAGAGAGAAACACAAACAGUUCUUGAACGCUACAAAUUCGCAACUGCUUUUUCCCAACAACCUUAACCAGCAACAGAAUGGAACAGCUGCUGCUGCAAUUGCUAGAAAACCCACCAAAUGUAAUAAUCUAGACACAGAUUCUAUAGCCGCUAUAAAAAGGAAGUCAUAUGGAAAUACUUCAAUCGAAAAACCCAUAAAUGAUUCAGUUGAUAAAUCGUUUGAAUUGGGUAAAGAGAAAAACUUGUAGUGGAUAAUGCUCGAUACAGUGUUAAAUUAUAUAUUUAUAAUCCAUCAGUAUCCUAAUUUAUUCUGGUUGGCAUUACUUUCGUAAGUUAAAAUUAGAAAACUGUUGGUUAAUUUAUUGAUACCUAAUUUAUUAAUAGAAAUAAUGGUAACAGUGAGUUCAUACCAAUUUUAACUGCUACAAAGACUCAAUAUCUAUAAAUGCCGCUGUAGACAGCUUCUCUUCGUACAAUAAUGUAAAAAUUAAGAAAUGUGAUAUUUUUAGUUUGAACUAAGUAAUAUCAUCCCCUUCCGUAGUAAUACAGAAAAAUGUUUUUUCUUUACCAGCAAGACGUGUAUGACUGAUCUCCAACAAAAAUUGGUUUACACACUAAUACAUUUUCCUUCUCAAGGCACAAACCAAAUUGCUGCAUGCUUAACUCCAUGCAAUUAGCAUAAAGUAUUAUUCGUUUAUUCCAAAUGCUAGUUUCCACUACGAAAUAUAUCUAGAUAUAGGCAGAGACUGCCAAAUGAAGCUGACUUCCUCUACGAGCCUAAGGAUUAGAAAUAUAGAAGUAAUGAUGUAAUUACGCAAUACAUCCUCAGUAAAGAACAACUAAAAGAGAAUUAUAAAUAGGUAGCAUUUCACGAAAAAUAAAGUUUCUAGUCCAAAAGUUACAUACGAUAAUAUUAUUCAUUGGAGGCAACUUUCCGUAUGUAGGAAAAUCUAUUAUUCAAAAAUAUGAAGACGGACAUUUUUUUCUAGCGUACAAUGAAGAGGAAUAUACAAACUGUCAAACCUGUAAAUGGUGCAUGUUUUGCCCUAAUUUGCACAUUUCUCCACAAACGGCUCACCAAUUAGUGGCAUUACUUCGUCAUAUCAAAAUACAGGCCAAAGCAGAUAAAACGGUUUGCCUAAGGAUUUCUGCUAAAAGUUUGCCGUAUCAGUAAUUUUUUGUUGAUGCUAAAUUAUGACAUUGCCGAAUUACCAAGAAUUAUUUAAGGAACAACUGUUUAUGAUAAUGAUUUGAGUUUCAUCGUUUGUAGUAAAAUAUACAAAUUACCCGUUGUACAUUUGACGCCAUAUCGCUUUUGGAUCGAACUCAUUUGUUUAUGAUCAAACCUUCAAAAUUAGAAUACACAAAAUUUUAAUUCCAAUCAAAAAGCGCAUUCAACGCACAUUCGGUAAAAU